CAUCGAGCUGGUGUCAAAGUCGAUAAACCGUGUAAGUCUUUACAUAUUACGCUGGCAGCAAAGCCGUUGGGUGAGGACACCGUGGAAGACCGGGUAAUAAAUAUAUACAUGAUUACCUCCGGAGGUUCCCGGAAUAGCAGUUGCUUCCUGACUGUUUACAUAUAGAGCCCCGAAAAUGAACCUAUUUGUUGGCCUGAAGCUUUUCGACCUACGGUCAGCCCUCCUCGGAGCCGUCGUGUUCCUGAUUUUGUUCCGGUACCUUCGCCGCAGACGGUGGAACCUACCUCCCGGCCCCACUGGGUGGCCUGGGAUCGGUUAUGUACCCCAUCUUGCCUUAACGGGAGAAGAACCGCACGUAGCGUUCUCCAAGUUGGUUCCGAAAUAUGGUAACAUCAUUAGUGUGAACUUGGCGGGGCAUUUGGUCGUGGUCUUGCACGGCUUUACCACCAUCAGAGAGGCCUUCAAUCAACAGCAGUUCAGCGCUAGACCGAGGAUGUACACCAGCGAGAAGGUUCGACCCGGCGUGGGGGUUAUCACAUCCUCUGGUGACGUUUGGACAGAGAUACGGAGAUUCUCCCUGACUGUCCUAAGAGGACUGGGAGUGGGCAAAUCCAGCUUCGAGGAUAACAUCGCCGCAGAGGCAGAAUUCUUGAUGGAGGACUGGACGAAGUACGAGGGAGCAGCCUUCGACCCAAGGCACUCAAUAGCCAACGCCGUCUCCAACGUGAUCUGCUCCGUCGUCUUCGGGAGGAGGUUCCAGUACAACGAUGCAGUUUUCAGGCGAAUGCUGGAGUGUAACGACGACAUCGUGGAGAGAGCGGGCAGCGGGGGAGCCAUCGAGUUCUCCUCGCUACUGGCCCGACUGACCUUCUUGCCCUUCAUCAGGGACUACAUUGCUACCGUCCGGCAGUCCUACAACCAGAUCCGGUCCAUGGUCGUGCGGCACAACCAGGACUACGACGCGGACAACCCGCGCGACUUCAUCGACGCCUACCUCCAGCACCAGCAAGCUAAGGAGCGGCAGGGGUGCGAGGCGUCGGUGUUCGACAUGGACAACCUGACCAACUUGGUGAGCGACCUGUUCUUUGCCGGCAGCGAGACCACCACCACCACUCUCCGCUGGAUGCUGCUGUACAUGAUGAUCUAUCCUGAGGUGCAGGCGAGGGUGCACAAAGAACUAGAUGCCGUCACCGGACGCAAUCGGUUCCCUAGGCUUGGGGACAAGCCGGAUCUACCCUACACGGAGGCGGUGAUCUGUGAGCUGCAGAGGAUAACCACCAUUGCCCCACUCGCAGUUCCCCAUGCCUGUCUGGAAGACACCAAGCUACUUGGGUACGAUAUUCCCAAGGGCACUAUUCUCGUCUCCAACCUGUGGCACGACCACUUCGACCCCACCGUCUGGGAGGAGCCGAACGUCUUCCGGCCGGAGCGGUUCCUGGACCGGGAUGGUAAAGUAGUCCGACGCGAGGAGAUCAACCCUUUCGGAAUAGGACGCCGCAUCUGCCUCGGGGAGCACUUGGCAAGGAUGGAGCUCUUUAUCUUCAUCACCUUCCUCCUGCAUCAGUUCACCUUCAAGAAGCCUCAAGACGCUCCCCCGCUGACGCUCAGAGGCAUCAACUUUGGCACCUGGUCCCCAGUCGAAUUUAAAGUGUGUGCUAUCCCUAGAGUGUAAACCUCUUAGUUUACUUGAGCAAGCACGGUGUAUAUAACCAAAGUACAUGUAGUGGAAAGUUAUCUGCUGCAAUCACCAAACUUUACGUCUAACAUGAUGAAUAACUGAUAUUUUGUACUGACUCGCUGCCGUCAAAGGCUAUCUCGAACCCACCAUUUCAGCAAAAUGCAAACAGCGUGACCCAUUUUAUAAAUUCUUCGUUUAAAGAUGGCAGACUGGAUAUUUUUUUACAAACAACGCAUGUUGAAAUUCUCUUCCUUAUAGCAUGCAUAGAGAUGUCGUAUGCAUCCACACUGAUCCUUACAGACAUUUUCCAGUGCAGAUUAGAGAUAUCUUUGCAUGGUGCUACUGCAAGCUGUUUUGCCUAUAAAACUCUAUAAUUAUUGUCUAUCCAACAUAAUCUUGUCAUUGCACAUGAAUUGAAAACAACAUUAAUCUCAGAGCUUAUGUAUAAGCACCCAGCAAUAGGCAAGCAAUCAACCCUUAAUCAAAAGUGUUUCAUCUCAGAAAUUAUGGCUCAUGCGCUCACAAUUUGAAGUGAAAAAUCUCGGCACUGAACCAUGUCUGUUUCUGAUUGAACGGCUAUUGCAGUUAUACUUAUAGGUUUGUUCCAGGACUUGGCAGCAAUAGAUCAGACUAACAGUGUCUCUACACAGCAGCAUGCCUGUUUCAAAGGGGAUGACUGAAUAUCUCCGAACGAGUUCGUCUUUUUGUAAGAGAAUGGCGAAUCAGGCGAUCUUUGCUCCUCAAUCGGAUCACCAAUAACUAUAAGCAUUCCCAGUGACCCCCCCCCCUUCGAUAUCAAACAGAAUGCGGGAAAAUGUCGAAAGAGUGAUUCAUGCGCUAUUUGCCGAAUUUAAUAACUUUAUCAACGUGAUUACAUGAAUACAAUGUGAUUCAUUUCUACAUAUCCAUCCAUUUUAGUUUUAUUUCAUCUUUUUUCAUUUUGAGAUAUUUAUUCUAAUGGUAACGUAUAUUUUUUUUAUUUUUAUCCUUUUUCUUUGUGUAUUUAUUUUAAAAUUCACAUGUAGCGACUUUACUUUCGGUUAAAUCUCAGUUUUAUCUCUUUCUCUGUUAUUACACAACUUUUAAAACCAACUUCAGCAAUCACAAUUCAUGAACAAUUUUGCAAAACAGAUAAAUCGUUUAGAAACUUACGAACGAUACUUCCCUGAUGAAUGAAGUGAUAUUCCAAAUGCAUGUAUUUUCCAAACGGAAGAAUUUUUCUUUGGUGACUGGUGGAUUUCAAAGAGUAAGCAUGUACUUUCAAGGUUGUAAACGUAAUCCUCAUUUGAAGAGACAGUAAACUGUAGUUCUCAAAUCAGUCACUCGGGAAACUUGCUUGGUGGUGGUGUAAAAGGUCCCCAGCUCCGUACAGUCAUAUCAAUAUCCUUUGCUAACUUAAAUUUAGCGUAUAUCUGCAACUAACAUAUAGAUAUAAAUCCAUGGACCGUGCCAUACA
Molecule: messenger RNA, 3134 nt
Organism: Acanthaster planci (crown-of-thorns starfish)
Lineage: Eukaryota; Metazoa; Echinodermata; Asteroidea; Valvatida; Acanthasteridae
Product: cytochrome P450 2J4-like
Biological process (GO): xenobiotic metabolic process
Cellular component (GO): intracellular membrane-bounded organelle; cytoplasm
Molecular function (GO): steroid hydroxylase activity; heme binding; oxidoreductase activity, acting on paired donors, with incorporation or reduction of molecular oxygen, reduced flavin or flavoprotein as one donor, and incorporation of one atom of oxygen
Source: RefSeq, a predicted model, not a curated record